CUGCAGGCCGGACGCCAUCUUGCUGGUUUGUGGCCAGGCUUGGAUCUAGCGGCAGCAGUGGCGAGGGCGUGGGGAAGGGUGGGGUGAGGGGGCGAGGCCGCGGCGAGGGCGGCGAAACUCUCCUCCCCUUAGCCCCACCGCGUGGGACGGCGUGAACGCGGUGUCGGAGGGAUGUCCGCCUUCUCCGAGGCGGCGCUGGAGAAGAAGCUGUCGGAGUUGAGCAACUCGCAGCAGAGCGUGCAGACCUUGUCCCUGUGGCUCAUCCACCACCGCAAGCACUCGCGGCCCAUCGUCACUGUGUGGGAGCGGGAGCUGCGUAAAGCCAAACCCAACAGGAAGCUUACUUUUCUCUACCUAGCCAAUGAUGUCAUUCAGAACAGCAAAAGGAAGGGGCCGGAGUUUACAAAAGAUUUUGCACCAGUUAUAGUGGAGGCUUUUAAGCAUGUUUCAAGUGAAACUGAUGAAAGUUGUAAGAAGCACCUUGGAAGAGUGUUAUCUAUUUGGGAAGAAAGGUCUGUUUAUGAAAAUGAUGUAUUAGAACAGCUUAAGCAAGCUCUGUAUGGCGACAAGAAGCCUAGGAAGCGAACUUAUGAACAGAUAAAGGUGGAUGAAAAUGAAAACUGUUCGUCUCUGGGAUCUCCAAGUGAACCACCACAGACUCUAGAUCUCGUUAGAGCCUUACAAGAUCUAGAAAAUGCAGCUUCAGGUGAUGCAGCAGUUCAUCAGAGGAUAGCUUCUUUGCCUGUUGAAGUCCAAGAAGUAUCCCUACUAGAUAAAAUAACAGAUAAAGAAUCUGGAGAAAGGCUUUCUAAAAUGGUAGAGGAUGCUUGUAUGUUGCUGGCAGAUUACAAUGGCAGAUUGGCGGCUGAAAUAGAUGAUAGGAAGCAACUCACUCGAAUGUUAGCCGAUUUUCUUCGUUGUCAAAAGGAAGCCCUUGCAGAGAAAGAACAUAAAUUGGAAGAAUACAAGCGCAAGUUAGCCAGAGUUUCCCUGGUGCGCAAAGAACUCAGGUCCCGGAUCCAGAGCCUGCCAGACUUAUCUCGAUUGCCUAAUGUCACUGGCAGCCACAUGCACCUGCCCUUUGCGGGGGACAUCUACAGUGAAGAUUGAUGACCAGUCUCUUUCUAGGGCCCAGGACUUUGCAAGAGAUGGAGACAGGUUAGGUGGAUAGUCCUGUAGCGUUAUUUUUGUAUAUUGUUGAGAGAGUGACACUAACAAAGGAAACGACAAGUAAUUUAUAAAAUUGUUUAAAAUGUUGGUUUGUUUACUAUUUUAUUGGUAAGUUAACAUUGACUUAGUUUAAACAAAGUGAUGAUCUCUGUGUAUUAAUAAGCUCACAAAUAGUGAUUAUUUUCAAAAGAUCUCUUUGUAAAUUUUUUUGAUCCAGGGCCUUGUGAGAAAUUCCAUGUUUCUAUUUCUUCAUGUAUUUUCAAAUGUUUUUCUUUAUUUUCUUCAGUAUCUAAUCACUAUAUAGUAUGUAAUUCCUAAAGGGGAAGAACUAAUCAGGGGUUGUUUGAGACUUUAUUAUGGUAUAAUUAGGACUUGAUUGUAGAAGGGACUAAAUGUUCCAACUUAAUCUUCACCCUUGUCCCCCACCAAAAUAUCGUUUCUGUGCCUCUCAAUGUCUUUGAUUCCUUAUUCCCUAGAGGUCAGUAAUUUAACGCUAAACGUGGAUGUCAUUUUGAGGGUCAGAUCAUAGCCUAGAGAACUUUUCCUCAGUAGCACUAUAGGGGUUCCAUUCCAACUGCCAGUG
Molecule: messenger RNA, 1753 nt
Organism: Ceratotherium simum simum (southern white rhinoceros)
Lineage: Eukaryota; Metazoa; Chordata; Mammalia; Perissodactyla; Rhinocerotidae
Gene: RPRD1A
Product: regulation of nuclear pre-mRNA domain containing 1A
Biological process (GO): mRNA 3'-end processing
Molecular function (GO): RNA polymerase II C-terminal domain binding
Source: RefSeq, a predicted model, not a curated record